Molecule: messenger RNA, 552 nt
Organism: Prunus armeniaca (apricot)
Lineage: Eukaryota; Viridiplantae; Streptophyta; Magnoliopsida; Rosales; Rosaceae
Source: the annotation of a GenBank genome assembly
AUGGAUCUCCCUCUUGGUAUUCCUAUAACCUCUAAGGAAUGUGUUGUGUGUAAGCUGCGGAAGUCUUUAUAUGGAUUGAAGCAGUCUCCAAGAGCGGCGUGGUUUGGGAGAUUUGUGGCAUCUAUGAAGAAAUUUUGGUAUGUGCAGAGUAACUCAGACUAUACUUUGUUUCUAAAGCGUCGUAAAGAUGAUAAGGCAGAAAUGCAAAAUCUUCAGAAGUAUCUGGCUUCCGAGUUUGAGAUGAAGUCAUUGGGUGAUUUGAAGUACUUUCUUAGGAUUGAAGUUGCCAAAUCUAAACAUGUCACUGAUAGAUAUUCUACGUCUGGGUAUUUCGCAUUUGUUGGUGGCAAUCUUGUUACUUGGAGGAGUAAAAAGCAAAAAGUGGUGUCUAAGUCUAGUGUCGAGGCCGAGUACCGUGGGAUGGCUCAAGGUGUGUGUGAAUUACUAUGGUUGAGAAGAUUGUUGAGAGAUCUUGGGUUUGGACCUCGGAAACCCAUGGAUUUGUAUUGUGAUAAUAAACCUGCAAUUGCAAUUGCGCAUAACCCUAUGUAA